Molecule: messenger RNA, 1061 nt
Organism: Drosophila sechellia
Lineage: Eukaryota; Metazoa; Arthropoda; Insecta; Diptera; Drosophilidae
Product: estradiol 17-beta-dehydrogenase 8
Exons: 2
Coding region: 99-848 (249 amino acids)
Biological process (GO): fatty acid biosynthetic process
Molecular function (GO): oxidoreductase activity, acting on the CH-OH group of donors, NAD or NADP as acceptor; quinone binding
Source: RefSeq, a predicted model, not a curated record
GUUGGCCGGCGAUAAAUAUUAGUGAUUAUAUAGUUGUCGCACGACGUUUGAGGGGAAAACAAGUGAAAACUCUUGUUUACUAAGUCAUUUUCGGAGCCAUGUCAGUGGGAGUACUAGCUGGAAAAGUGGCCCUGGUAACAGGCGCCGGAUCAGGAAUUGGUCGUGCCACCUGCCGUCUUUUGGCCAGAGAUGGUGCCAAAGUGAUCGCUGUAGACCGCAAUCUAAAGGCGGCCCAGGAAACCGUACAGGAAUUGGGCUCUAAUCGAUCCGCCGCCCUGGAGGUGGACGUUUCCUCUGCCCAGAGUGUCCAAUCCUCGGUGGCCGAGGCCCUAAAGAAGUUCCAGCAGGCACCCACUAUUGUGGUCAAUUCGGCUGGAAUAACCCGAGAUGGUUACCUGCUCAAGAUGCCCGAACGGGACUACGAUGACGUAUACGGGGUCAAUUUGAAGGGCACCUUCUUGGUUACCCAGGCCUAUGCCAAGGCCAUGAUCGAGCAGAAACUGGAGAACGGCACCAUUGUGAACCUCUCAAGCAUCGUGGCCAAGAUGAACAACGUGGGCCAGGCCAACUAUGCGGCCACCAAGGCGGGAGUGAUCUCCUUCACGGAGGUGGCCUCGAAGGAGUUCGGAAAGUUUGGCAUCCGGGUGAACUGCAUCCUGCCCGGCUACAUAGACACGCCCAUGGUGGCGGUCGUGCCCGAUUCCGUAAAGCAGCAGGUGGUGCAGCGAUGCCCCUUGGGCCGAUUGGGUCAGCCGGAGGAGAUCGCCGAGGUCAUUGCCUUCUUGGCUUCCCCGCAGUCCUCCUACGUCAAUGGAGCUGCCAUCGAGGUCACCGGGGGCCUCAAAUAAUCGUGAAAUACAUAUAUGCAAUGCAACUUUCGCAGAUCCUUAGGCUUCUAACACGCAGCUUGUUUAGCUUAUACUUGCCUGGUUGUUCCAUUUUAGAAAAAUGGAUUUCUUAUAUACAUAUAUUGCAAGAGUGGAACCAGAUUACUGCAUUUACUCGUCAAGCCAUUAGUAAAAAGUUUUUUUUUAAUAAAUAUAUAAAUCAACGUUAACAUA